This is a messenger RNA of Ostreobium quekettii, 1161 nucleotides long. The record is from the annotation of a GenBank genome assembly. Lineage: Eukaryota; Viridiplantae; Chlorophyta; Ulvophyceae; Bryopsidales; Ostreobiaceae.
AUGCGGCGCCUGUUGGUGCAGAACGCAACAGGACCAACGGGACUCCUAACGGCAGCUGGCAGCGUUGCAGGGCAGAGCUGGGUCGGUAUGGAGGAGGCAGCUGAGCGGCGGAGGCGACUGGCGGCUCUUAGGAAGCAAGCCAACUCCACACAGAAUGAUCCACAACCAGGGGUUGGGCAGCUUCCUAAUCCUCUUGCCGACAGUCCAUCAACACAGCCUUCCACUUGCCCCCAGUCAUACCAGACUAAAUUCUCCUUCUACAGUGACCCACUGGCAGGGUUUCAGCCACAGGUCGCUCCACAGCAUGGCGACAGACAUGCAGGGGUGCCCUUUGGUGACAUGAAGCGCCAGAAGCUUGAGGCCCAUCCACGCCCUGGAGCCCAUCAGCCACCCAUUGGCAUUGCAACCACAGGCUACCGCAUUCCACAAGAGCAAUCGCAAUGGCCACAAGGUCCACACUUCCGCACAGCACCCCUCACCCUGCCAUUCAGUCCCCCAGCCCUCCCUGGGCCCCCUCACGGCCCGCCGCCCCGCGGGUUCCCCUUCCACGGCCGAGGUGGGCAGCACCCCAUGCCCUGCCCACCCUACGGCAUGCCACCACAAGUGUCCUACCCAUCUCAAAUGCCAACCCCCGUGGCUGGGCCCCAGGUUCCGCCUGCCUUUGGCAAUCCCCAUGGGGGUGACGGGCGCAGACUUGGCAGAUCUGGCCCACCAGUUGGCCAGCGGGGGAUGCACCAUGCAAGCCAUUGGAGGGAUUCGAAUUUUGAACGCCGGAGUUCGAAUUUGGGGGGCCGCUGGCGGGGCGGCCAGAGGGGCCGCAGAUGGGGUCGCGGCCCGGCGCCGUUUGGACAAGGACGGGACCCAGCAUCUGAGAGCGAAUACGAGACAACAUCCAGCGAAGGGGACCCUGGGGACCAGACACGGUCGGCACACUGGAUGAAGAGCGGAAAGAAGAAGCCCAAGGGCUGGGAGAGAAUCAAUGCGACACCGUAUGUGAAGAAGUCCAUGUGGGGGGAUCCGUGGAAGGGCCUGAUGAAAGUGGUGCAGGCCAGACAGGACCUUGUCGAUGAUGAGAUCUUUACUCGCCAUGACAAGAGCGACCCUGCCCCUUCCUCUUCUGCCCCAAGACCACCUGGUAGCCCAAAAGGAAUGUGGUUGUAG